AAGGAGGACUUGCUUCGCAUGGAUUCUCACUUUUUGUAGAGAACGCGACUGGUCCGGACGUGGUGCGGUUCGCGUAGGCCUCUUUGUGAAUACAGCUUCAUCGUCGGUUCCGGAAUACCCUCCCGCGGGGUUCGAUUUGUGUAGUAACGCCAGUGACUCCAGUGAAAUGUUUCGCUUCGCAAAGCAGAAAACACACUCCUUCGAUAGUAACAUUCGAGAGGUGGAAUCCGCGACAGUAAAAGCAUAAACCAGGUCUGUGCUGUGUGUUUUUGACAUAAGGAUACCCCCUUGGGUAUGCCCUUCAGCAAGAAGUUGAUUGUUGGUCGCUGUAAUGAAUGAAUCGUAGGCUGCUACAGAAAAUAAUUUACUGUCUUCUAUUUCCACUGGUGAACCUGAUAAUCGCACGAGUGACGAAUGUUGGCGAAAAUAAAAUUCAAAGUUGCGUUGUUUCCGACGUGCCAAUCAUCUUAGUGUUUCGAUUCACCGUGAAAUUCCUGUGCAUUUUCUCUUACCGUUUGUCAGUGAUGUGUUCAAUUAGUGUCGAUUCGAAUCGUAUGUGAAAUUUGUUGGUCGAUUUUGUGGUGGAACAGUCCGAAAAGGUUCCACAAAUAAGUGGUGUAAAUAAUAUUGUUUAUAAAAUGAAAUAAAUCAGUGAUUUCCAGAGGACCCAUAAUUCAUAAAAGUGUGAGCAGGUAGCACAGUGAGCAUGUUGCCGGACCGCAGCGAAGGCCAGAGCGGGAGGGCUAUAUAUAAACAAAAGUAAAAUAACACCGCAAAAUAGAAUCGCAGCGCUGCAGAAGCUUGGAAAUUUUCAUUGAUUUUGACAGUUCCUCUAGGUACGGCUCUUCUUUAUACAAAAGAAUAGUUUCAAAGUUGUCAUCAGAUCGACCGGCUUUACUAGGUAAGCGGAUCGUAGUACGGAUUCUACCUAUCUACUACUCUUCUCGGUCGACAGGAAAACGACGAACGCAGCAACACCUUCGAUCGUAAAAAUCGAUUUCUGUGCUCCCUCUCUCGGUCCCUUUUCAAUUAAACGCGAAUCAGGGAACGUUCACCAAAGCUACGACUGCCCUCGCGUAACACAAUGUCAUCCAAAAUUACAUCACGUUCCUCGGAUUAAUCAUCGUACUGGUCAUACGCAAAAAAAAACACAAGUUCGCAUGCUCAUACUUUCCGGAGAAGGAAAAAUUCCAAAUUUUCUUAUUAGUGUGACAGCUCAAACAAAAAAUCUAACGAACGAACCAAGCAUACCAACAUAUCCGGGAGGUGUGAGCAGUAAUCUCGCACCAUGAAAGGAUCCGACUCGAGUACAAAACUAUGGAGCGCCUCGUCUUCGCCAUCAGCCAGCAGUCACGAUCUGGUGAUGACCACGACCAGCAGCCACCCGCACUAUCAACACAGCCAGCAACAGCAGCAGCAGCAGUCCUUAGCCAUGAACACACUACACAGCAGCCGGCACAGCAGCUCGGACUCCGACUCGACUUUGCUGCUGCUUGGGAAUGCCAGCGAUGGACCCGGUCCCGGGGGCGGAAGCGGAUAUGGAAAUGGGGGCGGAGGCUGUCUGAAACUGACGACCAGCUCAACUUUAGCUGACAAAACCAACCACAAUGGGUAUGCAAUGAUGCGCUCGACUUCGUCCUGCACGAUUCAUGGCUUCAACAGUAUCGGAGGAACAGCGAAAGGUGGUGUAAAUAGCAAUAGCAGCAGCAGUAGUAGUAGUCAUUACACGAACGGUGGCAGCAGUAGUACUAGUGGCGGCGCUGGAAGCAAUAGUAGUAAGGGUAAUUAUUUCUUCGGUGGUAGCAAUGGAUCGCACAGCGCUAGCGGGUCUGGCAGCGCCAACGUUUUUGCACGGUGCUGCAUCUACCUGACCAAAGGACUGAACCUGCGGAUAUGUGCCGUCGCGUUAGUGAUAGUAACGAUAUUCUCCAUGCUGUAUUAUAACUACUAUAUGGAUAGUUCACCGAUAGCUAGCUUUAUGCACCGUGACACUCGACCCGCACCCCUCAUCCACUGCCGGAUGCUGAACGGCAAGACUCCCAUCGAGGCGUCCCCCGCACCUGACCACCGGUCCGAGGCCCGGCUGCGAAUCGACCCCAAAGUUCUGGUGUUUGUCGAAACGACCUACUCCCGGCUGGGUCGGGAUAUUGCCGAGCUGCUCGUCUACAAUCGGAUCAAAUACAAAAUCGAAGUUGCUGGCAAGAACGUUCCGGUGCUCACCAUACAGGACAAGGGUCGGUAUGGGGUCAUCGUGUUCGAAAACCUGGAAAAGUACCUACAGAUGGACAACUGGAAUCGGCAGCUACUGGACAAGUACUGCCGCGACUAUUCGGUGGGAAUUAUCGGCUUUGUAGCGCCAAGCGAAGAAACUCUGGUGGGGGCCCAGCUGCGUGGUUUUCCCCUGUACGUGCACACGAACUUACGGUUGCGAGAUGCUAGCCUGAAUCCGGGAUCACCGGUGCUGCGAUUAACCCGUGCCGGUGAUACAGCUUGGGGACCACUACCGGGCGGGGAUUGGGCCGUGUUUCAACAUAAUCACAGUACGUACGAGCCGUUAGAGUGGGCCCAGCGGAAUACGCAAGAUUAUCCGACAGAUGGAGUCCAGCCGCCACUGGCAACGGUAAUACAAGACCACGGGCGAGUGGAUGGAAUUCAACGGGUGUUGUUCGGGGCUGGUCUGAAGUUUUGGUUGCACCGGUUGUUGUUUUUGGAUGCGUUAUCAUAUUUGAGCCAUGGACAGUUAAGUUUGAACCUGGAACGAAGGAUAUUGAUUGAUGUAGAUGACAUUUUCGUAGGUGAGAAAGGAACCCGAUUAAAACCAGAUGAUGUUCAUGCCCUGAUUGCCACCCAAAAUCGAAUAGCAAGAAUGGUGCCGGGGUUCAGGUUUAACUUGGGAUUUUCCGGCAAAUACUUCCACCAUGGAACGCACGAGGAAAACCUAGGAGAUGAUAUGCUCCUGCGAAACGUGGAGCAGUUCAACUGGUUCUCACACAUGUGGAACCAUCAGCAGCCCCAUUUGUAUGACAACGUAACAACUCUGAUGAAUGAUAUGAUGCUAAACAAGGACUUUGCGAAAGAAAAGGGCAUUCCAACGGAUUCUGGCUACUCGGUGUCACCGCAUCAUUCGGGUGUCUAUCCGGCGCACGAGUUAUUGUACAUGGCAUGGAAAAAAGUUUGGAACAUCAAAGUAACUUCCACCGAAGAAUAUCCUCAUCUUCGACCUGCUCGGCUCCGCCGGGGUUUCAUCCACCGCAAUAUCAUGGUUCUUCCAAGACAAACUUGUGGCCUUUUCACCCACACGAUGUACAUCGAUCGCUAUCCGGGUGGACGCGAUAAACUCGACGAAUCCAUCCAAGGUGGAGAAUUAUUCCAAACAAUCGUAUACAAUCCGAUAAACAUUUUUAUGACGCACAUGUCCAACUACGGAAGCGACCGGUUAGCGCUGUACACUUUCGAAUCCGUUAUAAAAUUUCUUCGCUGCUGGACUAACCUUAAAUUGACCUCUGCACCACCACUGCAACUCGGUGAAAUCUACUUCAAACUGCACCCAGAUGAAACGGAUCCCGUUUGGGGUAAUCCAUGCGAUGAUGCUCGGCACAGCAAAAUCUGGUCACGGAACAAAAGCUGUGAUACGCUGCCAAAAUUCCUCGUAAUUGGACCACAAAAAACCGGCACCACCGCUUUGUAUACCUUCCUUAGCAUGCAUCCCUCGGUGGCGAGUAAUCUACCGAAUCCGGAAACGUUUGAAGAAAUUCAGUUCUUCAAUGGCAAUAACUACUACCGAGGGCUCGACUGGUAUCAAAAUUUCUUCCCUGUGCAACCGAACGGAACUGGCGGGCGUUAUAUGUUUGAAAAAUCGGCCACUUACUUCGAUGGAGAGCUGGUUCCAAAACGGGCUCACGCACUUCUACCGAAAGCCAAGUUGGUCACCAUUCUGAUAUCGCCAGCAAAGCGGGCCUACUCCUGGUACCAGCACAUCCGAGCCCACGGAGAUCCGAUCGCAAACAACUACAGCUUCUAUCAGGUGAUUAUGGCCUCGGACUCGGCACCGAAACCGCUACGUGACCUACGCAACCGUUGUCUCAACCCGGGCAAGUACGCCCAACAUCUGGAGCGAUGGCUAGCGUACUAUCCCCAGCAGCAGCUGCACAUCAUCGAUGGCGAACAGCUGAAGUCUAACCCGGUCGAGGUGAUGAUGGAGUUGCAACGAUUUCUCAAGCUGGUACCCAGCUUCGAUUACAGCGAGCAUCUACGCUUCGACAAUAAGAAAGGCUUCUACUGCCAGAUCGUGAACGAGAACAAAAAUAAGUGUCUGGGGAAGUCGAAAGGCCGCCAGUAUCCGCCGAUGGACGAGAAGAGCGCUAAGUGGCUGCAGAGGUACUACCAAAACCACAACAGUGCACUGAACAAGUUGCUGAAAAAGCUUGGCUCUCGGCCCGUUCCCCAGUGGUUGAAGGAUGACCUCUCGAUAACGUCAUAACAGCAGCGGGAACAGCAAAAAAAAGGACAGCAGCUGCAGCAACGACAACAGCAACAGCAACAACCGAUCAUUCAAUGUGAAAUGAUCUGAUGAUGAGAUGCUUGACGAUGAUGAUUGUCACUCAAAGACUAAAUCUGAAGUAAUAAGUCAGUAUGAUGUACAAAGCAAACGAGAAAGUCGUGUCGUGAAUGAUAAAUUAAUUUGAUUUUACUGUGGAGAGACUUCAUAUUAGCGCUAGAGGCAAGCAGAUGUAGAUAAAUUAUUACGUCGAGAGAUAUCGAAUUCAUUCGCCACAAACAAACGCUUCAAUUUUAUUUUAUGUUUUAACGUUAUGCACCGCGGAUGAUUGUGAUUAUCAUUCCUUGUUCUGGAGAGGAAGCAAAACCCAUUCAUUUGUGCCGUAAGCUAACGGCCGCUGAUUUACAAUGCUCAGUUGUAAUGGCGCAACACACAAGUAUUGUCCCCCAUUAUUUAACGUCAUAGUUUUUAGUUAGGUUUAAGUAUGUACAAAAAAUAUACCUCACCCAUUUGAGAGAACAAGCAAAACGAUUCAGCAACAUUCAGUGGUUCGAGCCUUGGAUGGCAGAAGUUCCAAUGCUGAACGUCAGAGGGCUACAAGCGCCUCCGGGUGCGUGUUAUGCAAGAAUGUACAUUACAUUCUGAGCGAUAGCAGAACAGGAAUCAUUUAAUUUAUCCACUUUUAGCGGGUUUGAUAGCAGAACUAGAAAUGCGUGUAUAAGUUUAAAAAUGUGAAUUGACUAAUGAAAAACAGGGUACAAGUGAAAUUCCGUUUACUGUUGCUAAACUGUACAUUUUAUGUUCGUCUGUAAUAUAGCUGUCGUUUUAGAGUCAGUUGUUUCGUUGCCAUAAUUUACCGGUAGGUUAUCGUUAUUUGCUAACUUUAGUACAGAUUCUCAAUCCAUUAAGCUAAUCCUAUUAUUUCAAUGUACUUAUAUCCUGAGACAAAACGAUAUAAUAUGUUUAAAAAAAACACAAGCAGUACUUACUGUGUAACAGCGGGGAUUAUUACAGAAAAUAAUGUCUUCUAUAUGGUACGAACGGUGUGCAUAUAAUAAACCUUCUAAGGACGCAAUGAAAGCAAAAUUUAACAUAUCUAACAACCGUAGUUUGUAUUUAAAGCAAAAGAUAGACGUUUUUGUCCCAGCGAGAAACCAAGCGUGCAGGAAAAAGCAAAUUAACUAUUUUUUAAACUGUUCCAAGAGAAAGGCAAAAUAAAACAGAAACGCUUAAAUUUUGAACCGCAUUGACACCGAUAUUCCGAGUACGGUCUAAGCUACAUAGAAAAAAAACAAUACAAAAGAGCUCCCUGUACAGAUUGAAGGAAGAUGGCGCUAUACUACUUUUCCAGUGUUCUGUUUGUAUGAAACUUGUAAAGCUACAACCUAGAUAGUUAGAGGCCGCAAGCCGAGUGCAGCAACCGCAUUGCCGCCAAGUUGUUUGUCUAGGAAUCUGAUUGUAAAUAGCCAACUAAUGAUUUUAAUAGGCAGCAGCAGCAUCCAAGCGCAAGAAAUGUUAUCAGAAUAAAGUACGAAACCGUCGCCGGUUAAAGUCAAGCUGAGAAAUUACGAAACAAACACAAAAUGUACUAACUUUG
Messenger RNA from Wyeomyia smithii (pitcher-plant mosquito), 6095 nucleotides. It is a transcript of the gene sfl, whose product is annotated as bifunctional heparan sulfate N-deacetylase/N-sulfotransferase. The coding region runs from base 1289 to 4480 and encodes 1063 amino acids. Lineage: Eukaryota; Metazoa; Arthropoda; Insecta; Diptera; Culicidae. Gene Ontology annotation, cellular component: Golgi apparatus. Gene Ontology annotation, molecular function: heparan sulfate N-sulfotransferase activity; deacetylase activity. The record is from RefSeq and is a predicted model, not a curated record. The transcript has 8 exons.